UACACUGUGGAUGAUGGAUUGUUCAGAAGAGGUUCAGCCGGUGUCCGAGGAGCCCAGCGCUCAAAUAGAGCUCAAAAAGGGAAUGUCCAUUUUCAUUGAUAUCUUACGGAGGGCCGAUAAAAACGAUGAUGGAAAGCUGUCCUUUGACGAAUUCAAAUCCUACUUCUCUGACGGAGUCCUGACAGCUGAGGAACUGAAGGAGCUCUUUCACACCAUCGAUACCCAUAACACAGACAACGUGGACACGGAUGAACUCUGUGAGUACUUCUCCCAGCACCUCGGUGAAUACGAGAACGUUCUUGCUGCCUUAGAAGACCUGAACAUGUCCAUCCUGAAGGCGAUGGACAAAACAAAGAAGGAUUAUCAGGAGUCCACCCACUUGGAGCAGUUUGUGACCCGCUUCCUGCUGAAGGAGACAACCAAUCAGCUUCAUUCACUUCAAAGCUCACUGGAGUGUGCCAUGGAAACCACAGCUGAGCAGACUCGCCAGGAGAAACAGGGUCCUGUGAAGCCAGAGGUGUUGUCCAUCCAGUGGUCCGGUCGUCGCUCUAAUCGGAGGCUUCAGAGGAACAACAGCCUCUCCCCCAACAACCCUCUCUUUAGCCUCGUCAGUUCAGGUGUUUAUGAUGAAGACAGCCAGUGGAUAAUCCAGGUCAACAGACUGCAGAAACUUAUCGACCGCCUAGAACAAAAGGAGAUCCGUCUGGAGCCGGUUGAAGAAGAGGUCUUGGAGAGCAAAUCGCACAUCCUAAUAGUUCAGAGGCAGCUCUCGGUGCUGGAGGAGGAGCUGGAGGAGUUUCGCUUGGCUCUCAGACAGUACAUGGAGUGCGCCUGUGCCCAGACUGGAUGUUUGCACAUCGCAGUUCAGCGGCUGGCAAAUGAAUCACACUUCAUUCUCUAUGAAUUCUGGGAGCACAACAACGUGUGGAAGAAUCACCUACAGACCAACUACAGUAAAACCUUCCAGAGGGGGAACGUGGACUUCCUGGAAACUCCUGAGUCCAUUACCACCAUGUUGGUUCCUGCCUCCUGGUGGGUCCUCAACAACAACUGAACGCGGACACACACUUCUCUUUACUGAUGGGUACAAACAAACAGCAACUGGCCAACACAUCUGGAAGUCCACAGCAGGAGCAACAAUGCCGCCCUACCCCACACACACACACACACACACACACGAUGAACACAUUUUGUGAAGUCAUGGUGAUUAGUAUCUAUUUUAUGACCUCCAUGUUCCUUCAUAGUUUGGUGGUAGCUCAAAUAGCCCACGCGUGUUUGUUUACGUUCCUCGGCCAUCCUAAAAGCAACAACCUCAGUAGACAGUGAUCAAUCUGAUUAUCUCAUCGCAGUGUUUGACAUGACAUCAUCUAUAGUCCAGAGUAGUUCAUGAGAGGUGUGUGUGUGUGUGUGUGUUUGUAUAGGUUAAUUUGUGAGGACCAGCGUGUAAAGUUUUUGUCCCCAUUGUUGGUUUUAGGGUUUUCAGUUGAUUUGGGUGAGGGGCUGGGAAGUCUGUUAAAGAAUGUCCUCACAGAUAGCCAUACAAGUAUAUAGGUGUGUGUGUGUGUGUGUGUUUGUAUGACAUGUGUGUGAGACGAGUGUGUGACGUGUGUGUAUGCAUCUGUGUGAGUGACUGAGAGCGACUAAUUGAUGAAAUUGUAUCAACUGUAGCAGCUCUGGAGAGCUCAUUAAACCAUAAUACUGUUGUUUCAGCAUUUAUUGAGUUAAAAUGUGAUAAAAGCAUUAAAUAAAGACGAUAUUAUUGUGUA
Oreochromis aureus is the source of this 1766-nucleotide messenger RNA. It is a transcript of the gene necab1, whose product is annotated as N-terminal EF-hand calcium binding protein 1. The record is from RefSeq and is a predicted model, not a curated record. Gene Ontology annotation, molecular function: calcium ion binding. Bases 11 to 1054 code for a protein of 347 amino acids. NCBI's taxonomy places the organism in Eukaryota, Metazoa, Chordata, Actinopteri, Cichliformes, Cichlidae. Gene Ontology annotation, biological process: regulation of amyloid precursor protein biosynthetic process. The transcript is spliced from 13 exons. Gene Ontology annotation, cellular component: cytoplasm.